Hirundo rustica (Barn swallow) is the source of this 4139-nucleotide messenger RNA. RefSeq names its product ferrochelatase (gene FECH). The transcript has 11 exons. The record is from RefSeq and is a predicted model, not a curated record. Gene Ontology annotation, biological process: heme biosynthetic process. Gene Ontology annotation, molecular function: protoporphyrin ferrochelatase activity. The coding region runs from base 27 to 1259 and encodes 410 amino acids. Lineage: Eukaryota; Metazoa; Chordata; Aves; Passeriformes; Hirundinidae.
GGGCGGUGUCGGGGCUGUCUGAGGGAAUGCGGGCUGCCAAGAUGGCUGUCGCCGCCGCCGCUGCCGGCCGUCACCUGCUGAGGAGCUGCGGCCAGCUGCGGGUGCCGGCGCGAUGGAGAGGCCAGGCCACGGCCGCCGCGGUGACGGAGAGCACCAAGCCCCAGGUCCAGCCCCAGGAGCGGAAACCUAAAACAGGAAUCUUGAUGUUGAACAUGGGAGGCCCAGAGCGGCUGGAUGACGUCCACGAUUUCCUGCUGCGUCUCUUCCUGGACAGAGAUCUAAUGACGCUUCCAGUUCAAAAUAAGUUGGCUCCGCUCAUCGCCAGGCGCCGCACGCCCAAGAUCCAGGAGCAGUACAGCAGGAUCGGCGGGGGCUCCCCCAUCAAGAAGUGGACGGCGGUGCAGGGGGAGGGCAUGGUGAAGCUGCUGGACAGCAUGUCUCCUCGCACCGCGCCUCACAAGUACUACAUCGGCUUCCGGUACGUGCAUCCGCUGACGGAGGAGGCCAUCGAGGAGAUGGAGAGGGACGGCAUCGAGAGGGCUGUGGCCUUCACCCAGUACCCCCAGUACAGCUGCUCCACCACAGGAAGCAGUUUAAAUGCCAUUUAUCGUUACUAUAACGAGAAGGGGGAGAAGCCAAAGAUGAAGUGGAGCAUAAUUGACCGAUGGCCCACACAUCCCCUUCUCAUUCAGUGCUUUGCUGAUCACAUCCAGAAGGAGCUGAACCUGUUCCCACCAGACAAAAGGAAAGAGGUGGUCAUCCUCUUCUCAGCCCACUCGCUGCCCAUGUCUGUGGUGAACCGCGGCGAUCCGUACCCUCAGGAAGUGGGAGCUACUGUCCAGAGGGUCAUGGAGAAGCUCAACUACUCCAACCCUUACAGGCUGGUGUGGCAGUCCAAGGUUGGACCGAUGCCUUGGCUGGGUCCCCAGACAGAUGAGACCAUUAAAGGACUGUGCCAGCGAGGAAAGAAGAACAUGUUGCUGGUCCCAAUAGCAUUUACCAGUGACCACAUUGAAACUCUCUAUGAACUGGAUAUCGAGUAUGCCCAGGUUUUAGCCAACGAGUGUGGAGUUGAAAACAUCAGAAGAGCGGAGUCUCUCAAUGGAAAUCCCCUGUUCUCCAAGGCCCUGGCUGACCUGGUGUGCUCCCACCUGCAGUCCAACGAGGUGUGCUCCCGCCAGCUGACCCUGUGCUGCCCGCUCUGCGUCAACCCCGUGUGCAGGGAGAGCAAGGCGUUCUUCAGCAGCCAGCCCCUGUGAGCCGCCUGUCCCCAGCCCCGGGGGACGCUGCCCUGGCCCGGCCAGCCCACGCAGCCGCACUGCUGGGCUCCCUGCUGUUACCCCUGUGCCGGCAUGGAGAACUUCACCUUGGGGUCACUUUCCUUUGUUCCAGAGGGGAAUAAGGGCAUUUAUCCUGUGGGGUGUGAGGAGAUCUCAUCCGACUCCGAUGGGACUGAGCGUGAGCCCAGCAGUGAGCACUGAAAAACCUACACAGCUUUUUCACAAUUAGCUUCUAUUUCUAUUUCUAUGCAGGGAUUUUUUUGUAUGCAGGGGCCUCCCUUGCCAGGUCAAAGGUACAGUUGCUUUGGUUUUGCUUGAGUCUGACCAGCACAGUCUGUUGUCUGUUCUGAGAGGGACUUUGCAGCUGGCUUUGGAGAUUUUGGAGAUGGAGUGACUUCUAAUGCUUUUUAAUAAUGUGUGUGUAUAUAUGUAUUUUUAUUUUUAGAACGUGAAGAUAAGGCUUUGUUUUGGUUUGGUUUGGUUUGGUUUUGGUUUUCUCCUGCCAGAAGCUUCUGGUGAAAGCUUAGCUGGGAUAGUAGAACGCACAAAACUUGUUUACAUUUUCUAGGAAAAACAUUUUCAUUAUCUGCAGGAAAGUAUUUGAAGAGCAUAAAUUGAAAGGAAUUGGCCUGCUUGGGUGAUACUGGAGAAUUUGCUCCACUGAAAAUGGCUUAUCUGUUAAGCAGAAUGGCUUUUGAAGUUCUUCUUAUUUUUAUUACAAAGGGCUUUCUGUGUUUGGUGAAGUAAAUUUAGGAGGCCAGGCUUGUUCUCCAGGAUGUUUAUAGAUCCACUCUGUGCUAUCUACUGUGCCACAGUCCUGUGGUUUAGUGGGACACCCGUGGAGUGCCAUAGGUAGGGUUGAUCCUGUUUAAUGGCCGUUAUUUAAACGGAGAUGAUCAGUUAGGAGUAAUUUAGUCUCACAUUGCCAGUGCCUGAGAACAGGCAGGGCCCUGGCACUGAGGGUGUCCCCAGGGUCCCCCUCCUGCCCCACACAAAGCUGUGACCGUGGCGCUGAGCCCGACGUGCGGCGCCUGGCUGGCACCUCUGGGGCCGCACGUUUACUUGAUGUCCUUGGCACUGAAAUGCCAGGACCUGGGCACCGCAGGCUGGUCCCUGGGCAUUGCUGGGGCUGGGCAGCAGGUGCCACGCUGCUCUGCUCGGGUAACCGUGAGGCACGAGCAGUUUGGACCUCUGGUCUUUGGAGAACAGGGCGUUUAGAGAGAGAAGAGGCUUCUUGUGGUACAUCAGGGUUCGUCCUGCUGUGUUUUGUUGUUGGAAUUGAAGGUGAGGUACUGGAGGAGUGGAUGGAUGCUGUGUUGAGUGCAGUAAAUCUCUAAUACCUCUGGAGAGUUGCUUGCUCCACUGCCAUACCUGCUUCCCAAGGUGGAACAGACCGAGGUUCCUUCAGUGCCAGAACCUCCUGUGGCACCCUGUCGCUCACAGGAAAGUCUUCCUUGACCCUUCAUGCCUGUGCCUGUUUCAGUGGCAGGGAGCCAGAAGCUUCUCUUCUCCCUCCUCUCCCUCCCCAUGGGCUCUGCUCGCUGCCUGGGCAGGAAGAAGGAGCACAAAUGUCCAGCCUGUCUGGGAACACUGGCCUUACAUCUCUCGUUGGGCAAAGAGCUUUCUCUGCUUCACUUCUCUGAGUGACGCUUAGGGAUCAGUGCAAAACAAUCUGGUCUGGCAAAUCUUCCUACUCCUGUUUCCUCACAGCUGGAGGGAACGUGGACCUUCAGGUGGUCCAGGCUGUGACUGCCACGUUUACAAGUGUGGAAAGCAAAGGUUAACUCCAGAUGACCCUUGUGGUGUUAUAAAUACAGACGGCUUUUCAUUUUCAUACUGGAGAGAGCCCUGAAAACACUAGCUGGCACUGAUUCCGAGGCAUUACCUUUGUCCCCAGUAAUAAAAGGUACUUAAAAUUCACUUUUGAGUGUUCUAACCACAAGCGGUAUAAUUACUCUGUUGCUGGUAUUACACCAUCAUGUAGAAAUCACUUAAUUUUCCAGCUUUUAGCAGAUGGGGCCUGUCUCACAGAGCUGGUAGUGCUGUCUGCUGUCAGAGGGGAGUUUUCAUCAAGGUUUCUGAGGAGCUCCUCAUCUCUCAAGCCAAUGCCCGGCGGGUUGGGUGAGUGUCUGCCCUGAGGAGAGGUGAAUCCCGUGGUGCAGGUGCCUCCCUGAGCCCUCCUGGAGCCCUGGGCGCUUUGGGGAGGGCAGAGGGUCACCAUCCUCCUGCCCCAGGAGUGAGCUGGGCAGGGGAUCUGCCCACCACAGCUCCCAGAGCUGGAUAUCUGCUGGAAAUUGAGGAGAUAGGAACAGCCCGUGGUGUCCUGGGGGAAGAAGUGGGAAGUAAAGGGGCGAGGUUGUUUUCCUGCUUUCACACUCUGCAGUUUGGCUUAGUUUUUCAUUAUUUGAGUGAACUUUUCCCUCUUGAGUUUCUUUUUUAACCUGUCCCUCGGUCCUGGCUGCAUUUCAGAGAAGGUGGAAGCUUCCAAAAGGUGCUGUGACACCAGAGGGUGUGUGGAUGGUGUCAGAGCCGGCCUCCUGCCGUCCCCCAGAGAGGAGGAUGGCACAGCUGGGUUCGUGGGGCCAGGGUGUCCCUAGGAGUUCCUAAAUUCGGUGAAUUCUCCCUUCCCACCAUACCCAGAGAGAUGGGGAUCACCGUGAAGUGUAAGCUGCAAGGCAGAGCAGCUCCUGGGAUUUUGUUAAUGCCACAUGUGUACAGAUACUUGCUUUUAGCCCAACAUAUGCAUUUCAGAUUGACCAAGGACUUCCAUUUGAUGGACCACAGCGAAUUGGGAUAAUCCUACUGUGUGUCAUUUGCCAUAAGGGUGGAAUUCCAAUUAAAGGGUUUUUUAAGAAAUAA